Messenger RNA from Mollisia scopiformis, 2120 nucleotides. RefSeq lists its product as uncharacterized. The coding region runs from base 97 to 1887 and encodes 596 amino acids. Lineage: Eukaryota; Fungi; Ascomycota; Leotiomycetes; Helotiales; Mollisiaceae. The transcript has a single exon. The record is from RefSeq and is a predicted model, not a curated record.
ACACGUUUCUGACUGCUAGGUACCAUAGCACUCUGGAAAGGACUUUCGAGAACACAAGAAUAGAACAGCGCCAUAUCAACACACCCAGAACAAAUCAUGUCUACAGAGACGGAUACUUCUCGCCCCAUGUCUGGUGAGCAGGCCACAACCCGUAGUCCUCCCGAUGUCUCUGCGAGCACGCACAUCAUCGCGCUUUGUGGCACCACCGACAUCCGGGGCAUGGCAUCCCCAGACCUUGAUGGUUGGAUGGUGUCCGACUUCUUCGCAUGGAAAGGUAUCUUCAAGGGUCUCGGAGCGUCUCAAAGAUGGAUGACUUGUCUGGAUCCUGUUAACCUGGCUAACCGAUACGAGAAUCAAUAUCCCAUCGGCCCUUAUAUCCAGGGAGAUCCUCACGAAGACAACCGAGCAAUAGUCUUGAGUAGACCUCAAAUCAGUUCCGCACUAGAAGAUCUCGAAGUGCUUCCGGAUACUGGGACUACAACGCUUCGUGAUGCAUUUCUCCGUUGCUUCAGGGAGACUUAUCAAGCGGCUGGACGCUCAGGGGGCUCUGUCCUACUCUUGAUAACUUCUCAUGGCGAUAUCGAAGUGAGCGAUGGAGGCCUUAUCAUUGGACUCCCCGAGCCAUCAGACGUCACCACACAAUUGGAAAGAAGCAGCUUACUGACUUCGGAAAUGCUUCGCGACGUUAUCAAUGGACUUCCUCCGGUGCGAACAACGACGUUUUUGACGUCCUGCUUUUCCGAGAACUGGGUUAUCACUCCAAAUUGGGCACCCCACAGUGAUCCGGUCUUGGCAGCAGCCCAAAAAGAUGAGCCAAGUCAUUCGUGGGAUUGCACCACUGCUGGUCGUUUUAGUGGCGGUGUAUUCUCUACAUACGUUCUACAAGAACUCCUCAAAGAAGCCAAAGUCAUAGAGGAAUCCGAGUCCAUGCCAUCGACGCAAGACUUUAAGAGCAUGGAAUCUCCACAAGAACGCACUUGGAAACAGUGGUGUGACCGCGUCCGGUCACUUAUGGCGAGGCAUCGACGCAGAGGCGAGUUCUUUGGGUCUCUCCCAGUCUUCACAGCUACAAAUGGUCUGGAACUUUUCUGGACCCGAAGUGGGUACGGUCUUGGCAGAUAUCUGGAGAAUUGGCACAAAUUUCCCAAACUGCCCAAAUCACAAUAUGCAAACCCAGAAAUGGACCGAAAAGUCACCUUGGACGAGGUAUCGCAAGCUAACAUUGACGCCUAUAAAGAGUUCAUGGAUAGCCAGGUAGGGCAAGCAUCAUCUGGGGAUGCUCGAACUGGCUCAUGGAGUGGAGCUGCUGGUCCAAGGUUACGAUCCAAGACUUGUGACCUUGCUCGAAGAUACCUUGCGUCCAAGCCAGGUCUGAACACGAUCACCGCAAAUCGAUGGCUCCAUGCUAGUUCUCGAUCGCUGUUGGAAGGAAGACUCGACCACAAAGAGUUGGUAAAUCUAGAGAAUGCUCUCUCAUGGCGUCUCUACUGUACGGAUGAAGCCCAAAAAAUGGCGAACAACCUCAACUUGAACAUGGUCCCCAUUGCGACUUGGAGUUGGGAAGAUUGGUCUGCGAAGACAAUAGAACCAGCAGGGCUUGAAAAUAGGAGAGCUCUAUUCAACAAGAACUUCGCGGUCACAAAGCAAAGGAAGCUCGUCACUCCACCACAAGGAGCUCAAUGCGGGCGAGAAUGGUAUAAGCCUGCCGCUUAUCUUGCUGCCGCAUUCUCGAUGGAAGACAAGGAUCCAGCUACUGGAUACUCGGAGUAUACGGCAUCUCAAGUAAAAGUUGCCAGAAAAGUCGCAAGAAAGCAAUUGAAGGGCUCUAUGAACUUGAGAAUCGCCUGCGAGGGGGUGAGAGCAAGUCGAGUGAAGAAAAGAGAUUAGUCUCCCGGCAAGCAAAGACCUAGCAUUCAAGGGAUGUUUGAGCAGCCCAAUUCAGGAGAGAAAUCGUGAAAAGAGGCUCGUUUUGAAUGGAAUUUUAAUGUUAUGAUCGGUCCUAAACAUAGUGGUGAAAGUGGGGCAUUCAAAUGUGUAUUCUCUUAAACUGCAAAGAAGGCUAUCUGCUUGAACAACUCCUUCGAGGAUAUAGCAUAAGUGGCAAUGAAUUGACUAAUUAC